CGCCGCCAACUGUCGUGCGCACAAAUGUCGCUAGACGUUGAAAACAUGGAGGACACUUUUCAUUGAUUAUCCAAGGCUCGUGUCUGUAUCCUGUGUGACCUGCCUGAUUCAUUAACAUUCAAGUUAAGAUAAACAUGACGUGUCUGUUGGGAGAUCGUGCGUGUAUGGAAGGUCUAAGAAAGGACAUUACAGAUCUUCAGGGUACUCUGAUCGAUGUCUUCUCUAGAGUUGGUGCUGUACGCUUCCCAUCCUGGAAAUUCCCCGAUAAGAUGUCCUGUGAUCUGGACUUGGUGCAGUUGUUGGAUAGAUAUGAUUUUGUAGAGGAUGAUCCAGACUACACGCAGCUUUCACACAUGGUUUUAUUGGAGCUUGUGAUUGACAGACUUUUGCUGCUUCUUCAGAGCUUUGAUGUGUAUGCAGAAUUAAUAAACAGUGAUGGUGGCUUCAUACAGCCUCGAGAUCACGGACCCUCAAUGUCAGUUGGACUUACAGUACGGAAGUAUUGGAGCAACAUGUUGAAGUUGGGGAAAAUUUACCAAAAAGCUAAAUCUUGUUCACCUGAAAUUUUCAUUAAGACCAAAGAGCCCAAGACACCGCAGGAACGUCCUUGUUUGUCUUCACGCAAGGCCCAUUCGGUCCUAUCACGCACAGAAAGCCGUCAUCCUACUGGUGUCCCUCAGGAAACUGACCUUUCCAUUGCAAAGCAUGUAUGCACCGUUGGCUCACAGACUUUAGAGUCUGCUCUUGUUCCAUGCGAUGCGUGUGCCAUUGCUCAGAGUAGUUUAAAAGAGGUUAGUGAUGCCAUUGUUAGUGUAUGCAAAAGUCAGAACUUGCCAUCUUCUCUUAUAAAAAUUCAAGAAGUCUUGCCACGUGAGGGAACCCUGUCUCCUUCAGAAAUGAAGUACUGGGCCAGUGAAGAAAGCAAGGAUCUAGUUCGAAUCGGCAAACAUCUGACCGAGCUCACACAGCUCAUUCAGCCUCUGAGAAAUCAGUGUCAGGCUGCUAAGAUAGAGAAUCAGCGUCUAGAACAAAACCUAGAAGACUACAAGCACCAGCUAAAGCUACAGAAAGAAGAGCUGCAGCAACAGGCAAAUGACCAUGAGAAGAAGCUACAAGAGAAAGGACAACGGAACCAGGAUAUGUUGGACAGGCUUGAGAGGGACAAAGAUGAACUGAGGAAAGGGUCUGCAGUCCUAGAAGAAAGAGUUUCCAUCCUGAAAGAAGAGUUGAAACUUCAGCACUGUACCAUACGAGAUCUGGAACUGGCAAGACAGAAACUUUUAGGAGAGAUGCAGAGCAUGGUGCGCAAGGAAGAAGUGUCUGUACUGGAGAAAAAAGUCAGUGACUUGACAGUCCAUCUAGAAAAUACAUUACAGAGACGUCAGGAAUCUGAGGAGGCCAUAUCUAAAGAGAGGGCUCGUGGAGAGAGCCUUCAGCACCACAAAGAGUCCCUCCAGGCAAAGCAGAAAUCACUGUUACAGCAGUUAGACAGAUUAUCACAAGAGUGUGAAAACUUGCACGGUAUCCUGGGGGAUGCAGAUGAAGAAAGAGCCAAAUUGGAAGAUCAAAUAGAGCAAAUGAAGACACAGGAGGAAAAUCUAAGGAGCCAAAUGAAGGAACAGCAGGACACGACAAAGACUCUUCAGCAGGAGAAGGUGACACUAGAGAUGUCCGUUGCAGCGGUGACCAGCCAGCUAACAGAAUUACAAGGGUGCCUACAGGAACAGAAGGAAACCGAGAGAUUGCUGGUGUGCUACCCAGACUUACACCCUCUCCCAGAAUUUGCGAGCUCCGGGGAUAUUACCGAAGAUAUGGAAAAACAGCUUCAAGCCAACAGUAUCCGAAUAAGCAUUCUGGAGGAGGAGAAUUCAAAACUACGAGUCAGCCUGCAUAAACUAGGGGAGAAAAGCAAACUAGGGGCGCUGAAGGUAAUCCCUCAAACUCAGCUCUGGACUCUUCCUGCCACAGUAGAGCCUUUGACCCCCGAAUCUUAUUUGCCAAGCAGCAGCAGAAGUAGCACAACAAAACCUCCUAGUCCCGAACUAAAUACAGCAACACUUCAAAAGUACCCAAUGAAGUCUCAAGAAAGAAAAGGAUCACAUCACUCUCUAAACCUUCUUACUUUCCCACCUGAGAACUCCCCCAUAGCAGCUUUCGCUCGUGUCAGACAAGUGAAAGGGAGAAACCGAACCCCUAGUUCAGAUCGCAAGUAACUAAAAUGUACAGUAUUCCCCCAAAAGAUCUUAUUGUAUCAGGUGGGAUUACUGCAUGCAUUGAUUGUUCUUCAUAUAAGCCGGAAUCACGUGUCUAUUUGGAAUUACA
This is a messenger RNA of Bufo bufo (common toad), 2322 nucleotides long. It is a transcript of the gene CCDC157, whose product is annotated as coiled-coil domain containing 157. NCBI's taxonomy places the organism in Eukaryota, Metazoa, Chordata, Amphibia, Anura, Bufonidae. The record is from RefSeq and is a predicted model, not a curated record. The coding region runs from base 135 to 2213 and encodes 692 amino acids. The transcript has 11 exons.